AUGUCAGCUUUAGGUAGAAAUCUUGGUAAUUUUGUUUUAACUUUUUCAAAGGCUAAAAGUUCAUUAAAAACCGUCAAUGGAUUAAGAACUGGUCUUUUAAGUUGUUGUGGUUCAACCGUUCAACCAUUAGCCAAAGAUUCACAUCACCAACAUAAAGCCCACUUAAAUGUUAAACCAAAUAUGAAUGGUAUUAGAACCGAAUUAUACAGCACUGAAACUAUUAAAGAAUUCGCAGUUAGACAAUAUAGCAGCAAAAUCCAAGCUACCCCAACCCCAAAAUCAUUAUUAGCUAAUAUUUGUGAAAAUGAAAUGACUGAAUUCCAAAACCUCUUCCCAGAAGGUUCAUCAGAAAUCGAAACUUACUUAAAAGAAUCAGGUUUUGAAUUAACCAAAGAACCAGAAUAUGCCGUCCUCACUAAAAAAUUCGCUGAUGGUACUGAAAUUUGCAUUCGUUUCGAUACUUUAGAAGAUUCACAAAAUUUCGAUGAAAAUUUAGAAGAUCAAGAAGAAAAUGAAGAAAAUGAAGAAGAAAAUGAAGAAGAAGAAGAAGAAGAGGAAGAAGAAGAAGAAGAACAAGAAGAAGAAGAAGAAAAUGAAGAAGAACAAGAAGAAGGUGAAGAAGAUGAAGAAGAUGCUGGUAACCCACACGAUCACCCAUUCGAAGUUCAAAUUACUCCAAAAGGUAACCCAGAAGGUAAACUUACCUUUGGUUGUUAUGCCGAACACGACGGUAGUUAUGUCGUCUCUGGUUUCUUCAAAGGUGGUUUCAAAGAUAUCACCAAUCCAGUAGAUAUCUCAGGUACUACUCCAGAAUUCCAAGAAAAUAUCUUAUUACUUUUACAACAAUAUGGUGUCGAUGAACGUUUAGCUUUCUUUGUUCACGACUAUGUUCACAACAAAAAAGUUACCGAUUACAUUGAAUCAUUCAAAGCCUUAAAAGAUUUUGUUAAAGAAAAUUAA
This is a messenger RNA of Dictyostelium purpureum, 960 nucleotides long. RefSeq lists its product as uncharacterized. The coding region runs from base 1 to 960 and encodes 319 amino acids. The record is from RefSeq and is a predicted model, not a curated record. The transcript has a single exon. Gene Ontology annotation, cellular component: mitochondrial matrix. NCBI's taxonomy places the organism in Eukaryota, Evosea, Eumycetozoa, Dictyosteliales, Dictyosteliaceae. Gene Ontology annotation, biological process: cytosolic ribosome assembly.